AAAUGUGUCAGAAGUGUUAGAAGAAGAAGCCGUCACGUUAGUAGAUCCGCCUGCAGUGAAGUUGCAACGCAGACUUAUUAGCCGGAAGGCUAUGGUACUCCGGGUGAGACGCUGCUAAUUAAACAACUGUUUCCGUUGAGCGACCUGGUAUGUGUCAUACAGCUUCUAGCUAACAAAGCUGGACCUAGAGCGCAGAGGGGCUGGAGGUGACGGUACCAGACACCGGAGAUGUGCUUCAGCAGGAGGCUCCGCUGUGAGAGCUAGCUACAAGCUAGCUGCUCGGUGUUGAAGAUGAUGGCUGACAGAUGACCUCCAUGGAGUCCGUGUCCUCGACCCCACCCUCCCUAGUUGUCUCCGAGCUAUGAGGCCUGGAACUGAACCUCCAGCAGUAUUUCAUGGAAUUCAUGUAUCAUAGUGGAUUGUUGGAAACUGGCUCUCUGUCACCCUCUUGAUACACCUCUACCCCCUCCCUGCAACCAAACAGUAGGAUGAAAUCACAACCAUGUGACUGGACCUGAACUCCAUUACCAUCGAAGACCAUUGUCGUGGUGUCCUGUCACCGGUUCCCUACAAAACAUCCAUCCUGUAUUGUCUUUAGGCCAUGGUUCUCAAGAAAAGUUCUGUAAUCCUAUGCAGUGCUUUUCUUUUUGUAGCCUGGAAUGCAUUACUUUUGCUGUACCUUUGGGGCCGACCUCCCAUCGGCCGCCUCGGAGAGGGCGGAGGAGCCGAACCAGGAGGGCAGGAGGAGUGGGGCCUCAGCAGGGACAGAGCAGGUCACAGCAAUCUUGCCGAGGAGAUGAUCCGGCUGGCAGAUGAAGUGGAAAUCCAGCUUGAUACCCAGAAGAAGCUCCUAAAGCAGAUUGAAAGUCACCGGGCAGUUUGGGCUCAGCAGAAGUGGGCUGGGAAAAAGGAGGAUUUUUUAAAAGAACUGAAGGAGGUGGUGAUCCAGCAGCCAUCUCCCAGAACCCCUGGUCCUAAUCUGAACAGCGUGAAUGUCCACACUGAUGAUGGAAACACACAGAAAAUGGUUAGAACAUCAGCUCCAAACUCAUACUCCGAGGACUCCCCAGAGAAGGUUCUGAACCCUCAAGGGACAACACCGGUCCUCAGUCCAGAACCCACCAUUCCCAUUCUGGUCAUCGCCUGUGACAGAGUCACAGUGAAGCGCAGCCUUGAUAAGCUGAUUCAGUAUCGGCCCUCAGCAGAACUUUUUCCAAUUAUUGUUAGUCAGGACUGCGGCCACUCUGAGACAGCUCGCGUAAUUGGCUCGUAUGGCAAUCAGGUGACUCACAUCAGACAGCCAGACCUAUCCGACAUCCGAGUCCGACCAGAGCACAGAAAGUUCCAGGGUUACUACAAAAUCUCCAGACAUUAUCGAUGGGCACUGAACCAAGUGUUCAAUACGUUCUCUCAGUCCACCGUGGUUAUAGUGGAGGACGAUCUGGAGGUGGCUCCCGACUUCUUUGAGUACUUCCGGGCUCUGUAUCCCAUCCUGCGCUCUGAUGCCAGCCUGUGGUGCGUUUCUGCUUGGAAUGAUAACGGUCGAGAUGCUCUGGUGGACUCGUCCAGAGCCAAGCUCCUUUACAGAACAGACUUUUUUCCUGGGCUGGGCUGGAUGCUGCUGAAGGAGCUGUGGGAGGAACUGGAACCAAAAUGGCCGUCAGCCUUCUGGGAUGACUGGAUGCGCCAGCCUGAACAGAGAAAGGACCGUUCUUGCAUACGGCCUGAAAUCUCUCGAACUAUCACCUUUGGCCGUAAAGGGGUCAGUCUAGGUCAGUUCUUUGAUCAGUACCUCCGCUACAUUAAGCUCAACACUGAGUUUGUGCCUUUUACCAAACAGAACCUGUCUUAUUUACUGAAGGAGCACUAUGACGAAACGUUUGUUAGAGAGGUUUACAGUGCCACGCUGGUGAAGAUGGAAGACCUACAGAAAGGUGGCGCCUUAAGGAGUCCUGGACCCUACAGAGUGCAGUAUUCCAGCAGGGACAGUUUUAAAGUUUUUGCUCGAAACUUGGGAGUGAUGGACGAUUUGAAAUCGGGAGUUCCCCGUACGGGUUACAGAGGUGUAGUAAGCUUCCAUCACCGAGGCCGAAGGGUGUUCCUGGCCCCGCCGGAGGGAUGGACUCACUAUGAUGUAAGCUGGAGCUGAGAGUUGUCCAGAACAGAAAGAGGGAACCACCUCAGACCAAAGAUAAGUACAGGAGAGGGUUAUAGGUCACAGGGGCUGAUUAUAGGUUACAGAGACGGGUUGCUGUUUCUUUAGUUCUAAUGAAGUCUGAAGAACCCAGCUAGAUGACUUUUGAUUCUCAUCCAAUGAGCAUUCUUUGUUCUUCUCAGAUGAGAACCCAGUCCAGUUUUCUCCCUCAGAUCUAGAGCCAACAUGGUCUGGCUGAGUGAGAUUCACCCACAAACAAAUCAAAAGCCCAACAAUUUGUUUGUUUAACAUAUUUACUAAAAAUAAAGUCUCAUAAUGAAAUGUUCUAACAACUCCGAUCUGGUACCAGACUGGUCGAACCUGGAAUGAAGCUCCUGGAGCUCCUGGUCUAAUCCCCUCACACUGUUGCUUUGCUAAAAAGCUAAUCAGAGUGUUUCUUACAUUGAGAAGAGCUGUGCUGAACCAGAAUCAGGUUUGCAUCAACUUUAAAGAUAAUCUGGGAAAGAUUAUUCCAUAACAUUUAGGAAUACUUCAGACCAGCAGUAGAUCUGAAAUUGACCAGGAAACCAAUAAAUUUUAGACCACAAUCUAGUCUAGAACCUUUGUGAAGCCCGUCGUAGCAGCUUUGUCCUAGUAAAGCCUCACACACCAGAUGCUUUAGAGGCAGUACCUGUACAGACUCGUGAAGAAAUCUCACAAGAACGCCAAAUAAUUAGAAAUUUGACACAAUACAUUUAAAUUCAAAUACCUGUUGAGUAACGUGAACUGAUAUUGCUGUGAUUGAUGACAAAAGAAAACCGGCAAAAAUAUUGCAACGAGGGUUUCAUUUUGAAAUAUAUCAAAAGUAUCACGUGGAAACACGUCUUACUUCCUGUCCAUGUGCAGCGUUCUGAAAAAAAAGACUCCAUGCCAAAGUUUUCCAGAUCUCCGCACCACAGCUGGUGUGAAUGCUCUGAUUGGACUCUGAUUUUUGUUUUUUAAUAUGUGUAACUCAUAUGGAGUCCGGACCACAUCAGUUCUGCAUUCAGUGUGAAAGAGGCUUUACACUUCAUCAAAGGAUAGCAGAGGCAGGCUGAGCCGGUUUGGUUUUGGUGAUAUCACUGUACUGUAAUCUGCUCUGAGGGAUCAUCAACUGGUUCUUCUGUCUGGUGAUGAACAACCACUGCCUGAUCUGUUUAUAACUUUAUUACAAGAACAAUAAAAGACCAUAUUUUGA
Molecule: messenger RNA, 3371 nt
Organism: Nothobranchius furzeri (turquoise killifish)
Lineage: Eukaryota; Metazoa; Chordata; Actinopteri; Cyprinodontiformes; Nothobranchiidae
Gene: mgat1b
Product: alpha-1,3-mannosyl-glycoprotein 2-beta-N-acetylglucosaminyltransferase b
Biological process (GO): protein N-linked glycosylation
Cellular component (GO): Golgi apparatus
Molecular function (GO): alpha-1,3-mannosylglycoprotein 2-beta-N-acetylglucosaminyltransferase activity
Source: RefSeq, a predicted model, not a curated record